Xiphias gladius (swordfish) is the source of this 1062-nucleotide messenger RNA. It is a transcript of the gene lrrc69, whose product is annotated as leucine rich repeat containing 69. The record is from RefSeq and is a predicted model, not a curated record. Gene Ontology annotation, molecular function: protein binding. The transcript has 8 exons. The coding region runs from base 24 to 1055 and encodes 343 amino acids. Lineage: Eukaryota; Metazoa; Chordata; Actinopteri; Istiophoriformes; Xiphiidae.
GGAGCAGACGGUUGGUUCAGCAAAUGGCCGAGUCGGUGAUUAGGGCUCUAUAUGGUAAAUCGACGUCGUUAAAUUUGAGUUCAAAGAAAAUAAGAGACGUCCCCACGGGUGUUUCCAGAUUAACAAACCUCUCGGUUCUCCUGCUGAACAACAACUCCAUCGCCGCGCUGCCUGCCGAGCUGCGCUCUCUACGACACCUGGCGGAGCUGAAUUUGGGGAAUAAUGCCUUGAGGGAGGUGCCCGCUGUGUUGGGCCACCUGGGGUACUUGAAGAAGCUGUAUCUGUUCAGCAACCAAAUUACAGCGGUGCCACCUGAGGUGAUAGGUGGAUUACCGAACCUUGUUGUGCUCAAUCUGAACCACAACCAGAUUCAGAGACUUCCACCAGAGAUUAAAAGUUUAAGCAAGCUUCAACAUCUCAGUGUGCUGGACAAUAAGCUGGAGGAGGUCCCUGCUGAGCUCGGUCAUCUCCCUAAGUUGUCUGAGAUAAACUUGACCUCCAACAAGCUGUCUCGGCUUCCUCAGCAGCUGUACCAGUGUAAAGACCUAACCAAGCUACACGUAGCCAGAAACAAACUGACCAGCCUACCAGAGGGAAUUAGGGCACUGACAAAACUCCAGGUCGUGGAUGUGGCUGGGAACAUGUUGUCAGUGUUCCCUGCUGAGUUUCACCUGCUGCCCCUGAAGGAGCUCUACUGUGAAGGCAACAGGUUUGUGCGCUGUGAGCCAAUGCCAUCGGUGCAGGAUGCAGAGGUACUUACAUUAAAGGAACUGGUUGCCAGAUUUGUCUUGCGGGAGGACAGGAACAGAUCUUCUCUGGUCCACAGGAUGCUUCCCCACUACCCAUGUCUGACUGCCCUGUUGGCCAAUGGCAGCUGCUGUGCGCUCUGCAUGGGCCCCAUCCUCACCACCUGGCUGGAGUGUGUGCAUUUUAUCAAUCUGAGGAAGGACAUGAAAAUAAGGAGUUCGCUAACUGUUCCAGUGCGCGCCCUUCUUUGUUCAUACAAGUGCUUUAAUAGAGAUGGACACUCCUACUAUGGUGUCGCUACAAGAUAAAUACAAG